AUGUCGAAUACUUCAUCAGCAUUAUGUGAUCAAGAUCAGCAAACAUCCCAACAAUCAAAUUCUCAAGUUGCUCCAGAGCAGCCAACUGAGCCAUCAGACUCAAUUAAUCAAGUAGAACAACUACCUGAUCGGUCAAAUUCUACUCUAUCAAGAGCUGAAAAUGCAGAGCGCCUACGAGAGCUCGACGCCAACAUCCAAUUUUUGCAAAGACGACUGAUUCGGAAUAGGGAGAACCUGGAAGUAACCAGGGUUUUGGAGCAAGAGCUACAUCGUGUAUCCAAUUUGUUUGAACAAAUUACCGAGGAACAUCGCCAGCAAGUUGAACAUGACCCUGUAAACGAAGAAGUUCUUGAAUUUCCACUUCCCAACGAUGUCGAGGAAGAUGAAAGCGAGCGACAUGACUUACGCUCAGAGCAUGGAUAUCAAAGCAACUACGAAAGAUUUGGAGAAAUGGUUCCUUCAGAGUUUUCUGUCAGAAAUCGAGCCAUGAGAGCAGCAAGAGCGGCUUUCCGCCAAUUAACAUUGAAAAUGGAUUCAGUUGGUCAAUCACCGAUAUCAUCAGUCGAUUCGUCGCUUUCUGACUUGUCCAAACCAGAGGAGUCGGAGUUUCGUUCAAAUUGCACUCAGACUGAAGCCGGAAGAAAUGCUCGGCUUUUCUUUGACCUAGAUGGACGUGAUUAUUUUGAAGCAUACGAACGUCAUGUUCAACAAAUGUCCGUCGAGAGACAUGGAAAUACUAUUGUUUAUCGUCAUUCCGAUGGCACACAAUCCAUUCGUCAUAUUCCACCACCUGACUCUGAUUGA
This is a messenger RNA of Caenorhabditis remanei, 804 nucleotides long. RefSeq lists its product as uncharacterized. Bases 1 to 804 code for a protein of 267 amino acids. NCBI's taxonomy places the organism in Eukaryota, Metazoa, Nematoda, Chromadorea, Rhabditida, Rhabditidae. The record is from RefSeq and is a predicted model, not a curated record. The transcript has 3 exons.